GGGAGCGAGCAAACCCGGGGGAAGGAAAUAACCGCCGCACACUCUCCUUUUGCAGAGGUGGCAGCAGCCUGUCUCUAAUUGACAGGUCGCCCGUUGAUUAUGUCCCCACCUCACAGAGCAGAGGCUUAUUGUUUUUGCUAUUUUUGAAAAUAUGUUUCUUACGUUUCCGAAACAUAGAUGCUGGGCUGGGGGAAGGACAGGAUCUUUGAAAUUGGGGUGUUUCAGCCAAGUGAGAAUAUGGAGGUCAGAGGGAGUGAAAGGCGAUAGGUGGUGGUUGGUGGAUCUGGGAGGUAACCAGGGGGCAACGGAGAGGCAGAGUCCAUGAAGCAGCUGAGAUUUGGGGCUUGUGGCAUAAGAGUCGGAAGGGACCACGAGGAUCAUCCAGUCCAACCCCCUGCAAUGCAGGAAUCUUUUUGCCCAAAUGUGGGGCUGGAAUAAUCCCAUGAACCCUUGAGAUGAAGUGUCUACCAGCUGAGCCACUGGUUGGGCAGUGGUCCAGGGUGAUAACUGGUCCAAAUCUCCAGGCUGCCAUAAAGGUUUCUUAGCAAUUUGAGGCCAGUCGCUAUAUUUCAGCCCAACUUACCUCGUAGAGUUGUUUUCAGAAUAAAAUAGGCAAGGAAGAGAACCAUCUUAAGGCCCCUGGAAGAAAGGUGGGCCAAUAAAUAUAUGGGGUUUUAUCCAAGGCUAGUCCGACUCUCAGAUUUGAGAGGCUACUUACUGAGUGUUGACCAGAGCUGACCCAUUGAGAUUAAUUAAGUCUACAGAUUUGCUAGAAUAGAAAACAAAUAACAUCAAAUCCUUAUACCUGUCUGCUAGGAAAUAAGUCCCACUAUAUUCACUGGAUCUUGCUCCUGGGUAACUGUUCAUAGGAUUGCUGCCUGAGUCAUAUAAAUUAAAAUGGACAGGCAUGUCGGUUUUCCGCUCAGGCCUGCUGGUUCUGACAUCACCACUGUCAGCACUUUCCUUGCGCCUGGUGCCCAUUCUCGCCUCAGCUGCCCGGCUGGUACAAGACACACUCUAUAUUCACCUGCAGCCAGGGCUCAGCUUGACCGGCUCCACACAGCCCCGUUCCACGUAUGUCCCUGCUACAUCUGAGGUGUACACCCUUAUCAGCAAGUUAUAUGCCAACGCUGACAUCCAUCACCACCUCAAUGUCCGGGUGCUGCUCACCAACAUCCUCAACCAGGGAGCUGCUCCUCCGGCACUUGGAUCCGUGCAGAACCUCUCCCAGCCUCCUGAAGUGGUGCUUACUGACUUUGAAACCGGAGAUGGAGGGCAAUCCAACCCAGUCAAGCAGCGGCUGGAGCGUUACGCUACCAGCUGCUACAGCUGUCGCCCCAAUCUCAUCUCUGUUUUGUUGUACCCUGAGUAUGAGCUAGAAGUCAGCGAUGAGGAGCUGUCCGCACAGCAUGAGACCGAUGCAACUGAGGAGCCACUGCAGAGCUACAGUGACGUCGUCGUAGGGGGCACUUUCGAUAGACUUCACAACGGUCACAAGAUCCUUCUGAGUGUGUGCUGCAUGUUGGCAGAAAAUCGGCUUCUGGUGGGCGUCUCCGACAGAGAUCUCCUGGAAACUAAGAUGCUGAAAGAGCUGAUCUUGCCCUUUGAGCAGCGUGUGGCUCAGCUCAGUGAAUUCCUGGUGGACAUCAAGCCCUCCUUGCGGUAUGAAAUCUCCCCCCUGCUUGACUACUUUGGCCCAUCCAUCACUGACUGCAAACUGAAGUGCAUCAUAGUCAGCGAAGAGACCCUCAAGGGUGGUCUUGCCGUCAACAGGAAGAGGGUGGAAAAUGGUCUCCCUGAGCUGGCUGUCCACGUCAUCAAGCUGGCUCUUGACACCCAGCACGGCAGGAAUGAGGAAGAGAAGAUCAGCUCUUCUAGCCUGCGGUACAGGCUGCUUGGGACUCUGUUACGCUCCCCACAUAAAGAUCCAGGUGUCCCUUGCCACCCCUAUGUUAUUGGGCUGACAGGCGGGUCCGGUAGUGGCAAGAGUUCCAUUGCACAACAUCUGGUUCGUCUCGGUGCUUUCCACUUGGAUAUGGACAGUCUUGGACACAACAUCUACCAUCCAGGAGGCCCUGUGUAUGCACAGGUGGUAGAAACAUUUGGAACAGAUAUUUUGAAAGAAGAUGGAACCAUCAACAGACAAAUCCUGGGGGCCAAAGUGUUUAGAGACCAGGAGCAGUUGACGCGGCUCAACAAUAUCAUGUGGCCAGUGAUGGCUCGAAUAGCAAAAGAAAAGAUAGAUGAGGCAGCUGCACAGGGAAAGGUUGUGUGUGUGCUGGAUGCCGCUAUGUUGUUGGAGGCAGGCUGGGCAGACUUGGUGCACGAGGUCUGGACGACUAUCAUCCCGGAGGAUGAGGCCCUAAGACGCAUUGUAGCCAGAGACAGGCUCAGUGAGGAAUCUGCCAGGUUGCGUCUGCAAAACCAAAUGUCCAACAGCCAGCGCGUGAAACAGUCCCACGUGGUUCUCUCCACAUUGUGGGAGCCAGCAGUUACCUGUGAGCUGGUAGAAAAGGCUUGGGCCCUGCUCCAGAAACGCCUCAAAGAGGAGUAGAGCUUUGAACCGAGAUGGAAUCACUUCUUCACUCUGCCCCUUCGGUGCUGCCAGUCUGGAAAAGUCUACGGCAGGUGGGCCCCACCCCGACGAGGGGCCACAGAUGAGGGUGGAGGUAGGGGGAAAGGGGAGUUCAAAAUGCUUGAUGGCGAGAGGACAGAGCUGACCUCCCUCUGCUUCCCCCCGGUUGCAAAAAGGCUGAGGGAGAGGCAUGAACAAGUGAGGGGUGAGGGGGUGCCUGAUGGAGUAAGAAGGAUCAGCUUUUAGCAUCCAAAGCCAUUGAUGGGUUUCAUGAUUCUGAUGGAGACCAACCUUUCAGCAGCACGACUGACCAACAAGGACACUCAGAGGUCACAGGGGUGGGGAGGGGCUGCUGUGCUUUAGCCCACCACUGCUCUGUUCUGUGUGCCCUGUGCAUAAGCUACACAUAAAGACGACAUCUCUCGACA
Molecule: messenger RNA, 3003 nt
Organism: Zootoca vivipara (common lizard)
Lineage: Eukaryota; Metazoa; Chordata; Lepidosauria; Squamata; Lacertidae
Gene: COASY
Product: Coenzyme A synthase
Biological process (GO): coenzyme A biosynthetic process
Molecular function (GO): dephospho-CoA kinase activity; ATP binding
Source: RefSeq, a predicted model, not a curated record